Molecule: messenger RNA, 2215 nt
Organism: Daphnia magna
Lineage: Eukaryota; Metazoa; Arthropoda; Branchiopoda; Diplostraca; Daphniidae
Exons: 3
Coding region: 507-1715 (402 amino acids)
Biological process (GO): regulation of DNA-templated transcription
Cellular component (GO): nucleus
Source: RefSeq, a predicted model, not a curated record
CCUCCGCACACACACACCGUAUAAGCUUAUUGCCUCCUAUCCUCUUGUGGCACAGAACAACUGGACCAUUUUCUAUCUUUCCUCUAUUUCUCCAUCCGCAGCACGGAAGAAGACUGAUUUGUUCACUCGACCAUACAGGGUCAACCUGGCUCCCGUUUUCGUCUUCGAUUGAAGAUGAUGGCGGUAUGCUACUGUAGGCAGUGGGAGGAGGAGGAGAAACGCGUCCAAUGGUGUUAUAGAGGGGAGCGGGAGCAGCCGCUUUGUCGACGCCCCGCCCUUUUGUGUGCGCUUCGCUCAGACACUGGCACAUGUUAGAUCACACACAACCACUUUGUCCGAUCCCUCAUCACUUUUGUGCCGUGGCAGCUCGCCGCUGUGUCUCAGUCGUCGCCCAGCUGUCUUGCACAGAUCGACCAACCAACUAACCUAAUCCAAAUUCCUUCUUGUUUUGUUUUGCUCUCGCUGUCGUGAUUACAGUGCAACAUCAGUUAAGAGUUUGUUUUAGAAUGACCAUGGACACGACGAUGGAUAGCGGCCGCGAAUCCAACAGCAUCCCGAAGAAUCAGGCAACGCCUAAACGCAGUUUUGAUGUGGCCUUUCUAACAGGCGUCAGUGAAAACAAUCGCUAUAAUCAAACGAGUUCGGAUGACGACGAUCAGGAAGAAGAUUUGAGAUGUGCCGCUAAGAAAUCCGUCGACGAGAAAUCGGCCAUCCAUCAGAAAUUGCAUCAAUCGUCGGUCGUGAGCGGAUCGCAAAAGAGCGCCUUCAAGAAAGUGAGCAAAAUCAACAAUAACAAUAACUCUGUAGCAGAAACGGACGGAAGCAGUGGCACUAGUAGCACGACGGGCAAUAACCUUCCGGUGGAUUUGAGCAUGAUGAUGUCAGCCGCUGCAGCCGUAGCAUCCGCACCACCCUAUUAUCAUCCGUUUUCUUUCCCGGCGAUUGCAACUACUUUGUCGCUGCAAUUAAUGCAACAAAAUAAUGCAGCAAAAGGAUUGGCCAUGUCGCUGUUUAGUCAUCCAGCUGCGGCGGCGGCUGCAGCCGCAAUGGCAGCCCAUCAGCAGUCUUUCUUCCAGCAACAUCCGCCCUUGAAAUCUAAUGGUGGCAACAACCUUUUACACCCGAUGAAAACGACAGACCGACGUCCAGAUGGAGCCAAUAAUCUCAUCGAGGAUUAUUUGCGGGCGCAGGCUUCUCUCUAUCAACAACAGCAACAACAAUCCGAGAAGGAUUUCAAUCUCUUUACAGCUAACAAGACGAUGCGUCUGGUCGACUCAUCUGGACCUACUGCUGCUUAUUGUCCCCCUCCAUUCCAUUCGGCGAUGGAUCAUCGGCUUUCGCGAACUAAUUCUUCCAGCAUGGCACCACCACCACCACCUCCUGCGGCUCCUACACUUUCCACUACACCAGUCGGUGCACAGCAGCAACCCGUUUCGUCGCCGAUUCAUCAGAUUCCGGCAGCUGCUCUGGCGGCCAGUUUAGCUUCAGCACCGUCGCAGAACGUUUGUGCUAAAUGCAACCUGAGUUUCCGUAUGACGUCUGAUCUCGUUUAUCACAUGAGAUCGCAGCACCGUCGCGACGCUAAUACCGAUCCUGUGCGACAAAAGAGACAGGAGAAAUUACGAUGCCCCGUCUGCGGAGAAAAUUUUCGCGAACGCCAUCACCUGACACGGCACAUGACCUCGCACGAAGAUCGUGAACUUGAAGCCAAGUGAUUUUUUUUAUUUUUUUUUAUUUUUAAUGGUGUAAUUAAUUUUUUUAAAGGGGAGGGUUCGUGUUUAGUGAAAGGUAAAACGGUGACUUUUAAUUAAAUCUUUUCGUGGCUUUCUAGCAACGUAUAUCUGUGAAAUAAUAAUUUUUUGAAAUGCUUCGUUUGUGUUUUGGAUUCUCUGUUUCCCCCUUUGAAAAAAAAAUAGGUUAUUGUUGAUUUAACAUUGUAUCAUACAAAUAUGGAGGAAUGGAAAAGGUCUACUUCUUCAAUUUAUGUUAUUGUUUCCCUUUCGAAAUUGAUUGCCAAAGACAUUCACAGAGUAUAAUCGUGUCUUGGACUUUCCUACUGGUGAAAACACCUGGUUCAUGCAUUUUAUUGGUCUGUAAACUGCAAUAUGUCCACCUUUGAACUCAAUCACAGAUGUGUUUAGUCAAUUUUCAUUCCUAAUUGAUUGUUGCUGUGUAUUUAUUCCGUGCAAUCGGAAAUAUAUUUACACCAAAAUUA